Molecule: messenger RNA, 2823 nt
Organism: Osmerus eperlanus (European smelt)
Lineage: Eukaryota; Metazoa; Chordata; Actinopteri; Osmeriformes; Osmeridae
Gene: grk7a
Product: G protein-coupled receptor kinase 7a
Exons: 4
Coding region: 169-1842 (557 amino acids)
Biological process (GO): regulation of signal transduction; protein phosphorylation; signal transduction
Cellular component (GO): cytoplasm
Molecular function (GO): ATP binding; rhodopsin kinase activity
Source: RefSeq, a predicted model, not a curated record
GGUACGCAUGUUCAAGCGUCUCAUUCGAGUCCUGGCUUCGGAGCGAGUUGCACUCUCACGCAAACACGCAAGCUCUGAAACACGACCGUCCGGAACCGAGCGAGGACAUACUAAGGAACCGCAGAAACAACCAGUCGUGAGGGGGAACCGACCACACCAGCCGCCAAGAUGUGUGACAUGGGAGGAUUGGACAACCUGGUGGCCAACACGGCCUACCUGAAGGCCCAGGGCGGCGACGACAAGGAGAUGAAGAAACGGAGGCGCAGCUUGGCUCUGCCCAAGCCGGAGCAGUGUGCGGCCACCCGGACCACCGUGGAGAAGAACUUCGAGAGCAUCUGCGAGCGGCAGCCCAUCGGCAAGAAGUUCUUCCGCCAGUACCUGGCCUCCAACCCCGAGUAUGUGAACGCCGUGGAGUUCCUGGACGAGCUGAACGACUGGGACCUGGCCGAGGGCGCCGCCAAGGACAAGGCUCGCACCAACAUCAUGAACAAGUUCUGCAAAGCCGACUCCAAGACCUUUCUGUCCUUCCUGGCCGGUGACGCUGCAACCAAGUGCAAGGCAGUGACCGACAAGGACUUUGAAGAGGUGAUGAAGGGGGUAGUGCAGGAGGGGACCAGGGAGUUCCUCAAAGGAAAGCCAUUAACGGAUUACCAGACAAGUCCGUUUUUCGACAAAUUCCUGCAGUGGAAGGAGUACGAGAAACAGCCAAUCAGCGACAAGUACUUCUACGAGUUCAGAACUCUGGGCAAGGGAGGCUUCGGGGAGGUGUGCGCUGUGCAGGUGAAGAACACAGGCCAGAUGUACGCCUGCAAGAAGCUGUGUAAGAAACGCCUGAAGAAGAAACACGGAGAGAAGAUGGCCCUGCUGGAGAAGCAGAUCCUGGAGAAGGUCAACAGCCUGUUCCUGGUCAACCUGGCGUACGCUUACGACUCCAAGACCCACCUGUGUCUGGUCAUGACCCUGAUGAACGGAGGGGACCUCAAGUACCACAUCUACAACAUCGGCAUUGACGGGAAGGGCGUGGAGAAGGGCGUGGAGAUGAAGCGCAUCAUCCACUACACCGCCCAGAUCACCACGGGCAUCCUGCACCUCCAUCAGAUGGAUAUUGUUUACCGUGACAUGAAGCCAGAAAACGUGCUGCUGGAUAGCUUCGGACAGUGCCGUCUCUCUGAUCUGGGUCUGGCCGUGGAGCUGCCAGCGGGGAAGACCAUCACCCAGAAGGCUGGAACAGGAGCCUACAUGGCCCCAGAGAUCCUCAACAGCACCCCCUACAGGGAGUCCGUGGACUGGUGGGCGCUGGGCUGCAGUAUUUACGAGAUGGUGGCCGGCUACACCCCUUUCAAGGGUCCUGAAGUCAAGAAGGAGAAGCUGGAGAAGGACGAAGUUCAGCGUCGCAUCCAGAGCGAGCAGCCCCCUUGGGAACACAAGGGCUUCGAUGCCACCACCAAGGCCAUCAUCGAGCUGUUCCUGAAGAAGAAGAUUGAGGAACGUUUGGGCUGCAGAAACCCCACCGACGACCCAAGGAAGCACGAGUGGUUCAAAACCAUCAACUUCCCCCGUCUUGAGGCUGGCCUGGUGGACCCCCCAUGGGUGCCCAAACCCAACGUAGUCUACGCCAAGGACACCAGCGACAUCGCAGACUUCUCUGAGAUCAAGGGCAUCGAGUUUGACGCCAAAGACGAAAAGUUCUUCAAAGAGUUCAGCACGGGCGCCGUGCCGAUCCCAUGGCAACAGGAGAUGAUUGAUACCAACCUGUUUGACGAGCUGAACGACCCCAACAGGAAAGAGUCGACCGGGGGCGGAGGCGAGGGCGGGAAGUCUGGCACCUGCACGUUGCUGUGAGCCCAACUGGCCAAAGUCUAAAACCGACACAUCGGAAACUAAACGAUUUGUUCAUUUUUGAUUAACUUAAUCAGAGGAAGAGAAAAAAAAAACUACAACACACACUUAAAAUAAUUGCAGCUUGGACAUGAAAUGUACGUGCUUCUGGGCUCCGAGCCGGUGGCUCGUGGUAUUAGUGAUUGAUUGCUCUGGACUGAUUCUUGUCACUGAGCUUUGAACUAAUAGGGAGGUAGAAGAGGCGACAUGAUCGUUGUCUUCCUCAGUCAGCAGCUACUCCUGACUGUUUCUUAUGAUGUAGUAGCAUCUCCUCGCCCACAGGGGGCGCUGAGAGUCAUCUUUCAUGUUGCAGAUACCAAAGAUAGAUAAGUAAUGAAUAAUGACAGGCUCUGGGCCACAGAUGUACGUAGACCAGUGCAAACGUCGGGUGUCGGCCCAAUGGGCUUGCCUCAAAAGUUGUUUAUCGUAUGAUGGAGAAUUCCUCUCAGUACUGGAUUGAGAUCCAGUCAUGUAAUUUGAUAGAAGUUUGUUUUAUUUUCCCUAUCUACAAACCCCCUUUUAUUCUCCAGAGGCAGAGAUUUUUACUUUACUUUUCGCAAAUUUCGCAACCCACCCUGAUGGAAAGGUGUUCAGGCCAAACCAAAACCCUUUAAAUCAAGGAUCAUAUUACACACUGAAGCAGUCCCAAGCUAAUGAGUUCUCAGCUGUUUCUAUACAAAGACAAGUGCUUCGUAACAGCCACAGAACUAGCUGGUGUUAGCUAACCUAGCCAUGACCACAUGGCCUUCCAAACAGUGAGGUUGGCCACUAGCUCUGUCUGCUAGUCAGCCAUUCAAUUGUAAACCGUGUUGUGUUUGUAUAUAUUGUAUAUGUCGAUCUAUGUACAGAAGAGAGAGGUGCACAGCAUAGCUGCUAGUCAGAAAUGUCUAAGAAGAGAGGAAAGGUGUGUAGCUGGUGCUAAAGCCCAACUCAGUUGGGCUGCGA